GUGUACUAGCAACGAAAAACGAAACAUUUUUAAAAUAAAGGACGAAUCAUUACCAUUGACAAGAAAAUGCUGUAAAGUUUACAAUAACCACCUUAGUAACCAACAUACUCAGCUAUGGAUGGGAAGGCUUAUGUGGAAUUUAUGAAAAUUGUCAUAAUAUGUAUACUCUGGUACUUGUGUAGUACGAGUGACAACAUUCUGGGCAAGGUGGUCCUGUCAGAUCUACCCUAUCCCAUGACAGUGACGAUGACUCAUUUAGUCACAGCCUCCAUCUUCCUGGGACCAAUCAAAACUGUAAUGAAGGUGCCAAGUGGGAGACCUAUACCUAAAAGAUAUUACUACGUGAUGAUUCUUCCACUUGCCUUUGGCAAAUUCAUAUCAUCUGUUUCUUCUUAUGUCAGCAUAUGGAAAGUUUCUGUAUCAUAUGCUCAUACAGUGAAAGCCACACUACCACUGUUUACAGUUUGUUUAUCAAGAAUUAUUUUAGGAGAGAAACAAUCUUGGCCUGUGUACAUAGCUCUCUUCCCCAUCAUCACUGGUGUGUGUAUAGCAACAGCAACAGAACUUUCAUUUGACAAGAUUGGUCUGUUCAGCUCUAUUUUGUCUACAUUCUGUUUUUCUUUGCAAACUAUUUUUACUAAAAAGUGCCUUAAAGAUACAGAGUAUCACCAUCUAGAGCUGUUGACGCUCAUCACAAGAAUAUCAACAGCACUGUUUAUUCCUGUGUGGUUUCUGUACGAUUUCACCCGUAUUUAUGCUGACACAACAUUUCUUGAAGGUGGCAAAGUCGGCCAGACAUUGUUGAUGUUAGCCUGCGCUGGUUUUUUCAACAUGCUGCACAAUGUCCUUGCCUUCUCUGUGUUAGCCCUGGUCUCACCUCUAAGUUACGCUGUGGCUAAUGCCACCAAAAGGAUCGCAAUCAUCGGAGGUUCCCUCAUCAUUCUUCAGAACCCUGUUGGGCCUCUUAACGUUGUUGGGAUGAUGGUGGCCAUAUGUGGAGUUUUGUGUUACAACAAGGCCAAGUAUGACCAGCACCAGGCAGCCCACAGAAGUGAAGUCUUACCUUACACUCGCAGUACCUCAGAACUGAAGAGUUUGUCCCCUGGUGCCUCACACUUUACCCACUCCAAGAGCGAUGGCAACUUCCUCAAUGGGCAUGCAGGAGGAGCAUCUAAUGGUCAUCUCUUGCUGCAGGAAUGGGAGGCAACUGAUGGGUUCACUUUGAUACCUUUGUCAGACUACAAAGGGACAGAAUCUGUAAACAUUUCGCCCAGUUUGGUAAGAAGCAGUGUGAAAUCCGUCAGUAAUGAUAACUCUAGUUUACAUUCCAGAUCUGUGUUUCAUGUAUGAUCUGCCCUUGUUUAUCAUAAUGCUUUUGUUGUUAACAAUUUAUGUGGGAAGAGUUCUUCCUAUAAUUCCAAAAAAAAUUAUUUAUGUAAAUAUUUAUGUAUAGAAGCAUUGUAAGUAAUAUUACUGAACUAGUCGUAAAUUGAAUUUUAAUGGUAGGGUAAAUGUAAAAAUAAUUAAUUUUGUUACAAAUUUAUUUACAUUAUCAUUAAUAUUUAUUCAAGGAUAAUUUUGGGAUUUGAUGGUAUCAGAAGGGUGCUAUGUAACAUUUGUAAUUAGGAUAUCUCCAUCAGGUUCUAUUCAUGUGAAACCUUGUGUGGUAGUCUGUGUAGGCUAAUGCUGGGGAUUGUCAAUAUUUAUUGAUCACAUUUUAUUUAUCAUCAACACAUUUUUUUCAUCACUGUUAAGGCGGCUCUCGGUUAAUAAUUCUUUUUAAAAAAAGUGUGUUUAUGCUGUUAAGUAUCAGAAUUUUGCAAAACCACAGUAAAAAUUGCUGGGUGAUAAUUAUGUAUCAAGUCACUUUUAGUAGUUCUCAUUAUAGACUGUUAUUUACUUGCUGUCUCUAUAAACCCAGAUAUUUUUUAAAAAAAAUAAAAAACCAACAAAAUGUCAGUCUGUGAUAUUAUCAUAGGAUUGAA
Messenger RNA from Physella acuta, 1985 nucleotides. RefSeq names its product solute carrier family 35 member E1 homolog. The record is from RefSeq and is a predicted model, not a curated record. NCBI's taxonomy places the organism in Eukaryota, Metazoa, Mollusca, Gastropoda, Physidae.